Molecule: messenger RNA, 393 nt
Organism: Drosophila hydei
Lineage: Eukaryota; Metazoa; Arthropoda; Insecta; Diptera; Drosophilidae
Exons: 2
Coding region: 31-393 (120 amino acids)
Source: RefSeq, a predicted model, not a curated record
CAUCAAGGCAAUAGCAUAGUCUAAAUCCAAAUGCAGAUCCCAAAGGCCAUCCUAGUGCUGAGCUGUCUCCUGCUCUUGGGUCGUAAUGCAGAUGGAUAUAGUCUCAAUUUAAUGUUUGAUUGUACCCAGAGAGCUGUUGAGUUAGGCGCUUCGCUUGCUACCAGGAUUAUUCCUGAGCUGAAAGAUGCGGCGAGCUGUAUCAACUUCUUUUCGCAGCAGACAAAGGAUCUGGAUGCAGAAAAUGUGAUCCUGCUUUUCUACCAAUUUACAAAAGAAUUAUUUGAAAACAAAAAGUGCUUGGAUGAAUUGCUUAAAAGCUUCGAAGACGUUAUAAAACCAGCUUUGCAAGAUUUGUAUGACAAUCAAUGCAUACCAGAAGAACUUGUAGAUUAA